GAAGACGCUCAUACAAUCAUGAGGCUGAGAGCUCCAAGCCCCACACACAAGCUCCGCGCUGCACCCCACCAUCCCGCAUCUUCAACACUUCCGACAUCCACACCUCUCGCUCAAGAACAACAGCCAACAUGGCAACAAUCACAGAGACCUCAACAUUCCAAUUCCCACCGCACUACUCCUUCCCGCCCUUCUUCACCCUCCAACCCGUCGCCACAACGCGCUCCUCCCAACUCCAAUCCUGGUCAACAUUCAUCCAAUCUUACUGCCGACACCACCGCAACUUCUCGCUCUCGCUCAUCGACGCGCUCUCUACGCCCCUCUUCCACAACACAACACUCUCCCGGCAACUCUCGCUGCGCGACGCCAAAGCAAUCCUGACAUGGAUGGCAUCCCCCGAGGGCGGGCAGCGCGCGGAAUUCAUAUCCUCUGGCUCCAAGAAGAAAGCUGUUGAUGAGGGCGAGGGCGGGCGCGUGUGGGUCUACUGGCGCAGACCGGAGGAGUGGGCACAGCAGUUGGAGGAUUGGGUCGAUCGGACGGGGCAGAAGGGCGUGGUGCUUACGCUGUAUGAGAUUGUGGAGGGAGAGGCGAGUACACGCGAGGAAUUUGCGGGGAUGGAUAUGGAUUUGCUGAGGACGAGUUUGGGGGUUUGUGUUAAGAGGGGGAAGGCACAGAUCUUCAGCAGUGGGGGCGAGGGCGAGGGUGUGAAGUUUUUCUAGAGAGGAAUGACGAGCGUGUUCUUUUGAAGAGAAGGUCGGACAUCUGCUGGAGCACGGCGUUUAGGUUGGGAAUACCCGGGAAAGAGCGAUGGAUUAUAUUUGCAUCUGCAUCGCGAGGCUGUUAUCAGCGUCGAUACAACUAUCAAUACGAACACAUCAAUGUCCUCCUUCCAGAAU
Didymella exigua CBS 183.55 is the source of this 893-nucleotide messenger RNA. RefSeq names its product ESCRT-II complex, vps25 subunit. Gene Ontology annotation, biological process: protein transport to vacuole involved in ubiquitin-dependent protein catabolic process via the multivesicular body sorting pathway. The coding region runs from base 129 to 716 and encodes 195 amino acids. Lineage: Eukaryota; Fungi; Ascomycota; Dothideomycetes; Pleosporales; Didymellaceae. The transcript has a single exon. The record is from RefSeq and is a predicted model, not a curated record. Gene Ontology annotation, molecular function: structural molecule activity; protein homodimerization activity. Gene Ontology annotation, cellular component: ESCRT II complex.